GAAAACUGUGCAUUCAAAAACUACAGUUUGUUAGAAAAUCGGAAAGCUUUUGUCCUGUCGUACGUUUCGUAUUUGGUGAAUUUAGAAUUUACAAAUGGCUCAGAAUAUAAAUCCCUUAUAUUCUCUUCAAACAACGCCAUCAAAAAACACUGAAGAACGACAGAACAGACCUCAAGAUAAUCAUGCAGUGACGAAAAGAUUGCAGAAAGAACUCAUGACUCUCAUGAUGUGCUCAGACAAGUCAGUGUCUGCAUUCCCAGAAGGAGAGAACCUUUUCAAGUGGAUUGCUACAAUCACAGGUCCCAAAGAGACAGUAUACGAGGGGUUGACGUACAAGCUAAGCAUGGAGUUCCCCAACAGCUACCCAUAUGCUGCCCCUGUAGUCCGGUUCACCACUCCCUGCUUUCACCCUAACGUGGACACGGGUGGCAACAUUUGCCUAGACAUCCUCAAAGAGAAAUGGUCUGCGCUAUAUGAUGUUAGGACCAUCCUGCUCUCCAUCCAGUCUCUCCUUGGAGAGCCCAACAAUGACAGCCCCCUCAACCCCCAAGCAGCAGAGCUGUGGUCCAGACAGUCCGAGUACAAGAAACACCUCCACAGUAGUUAUAAGGAAGCCGUCUCUGAGCCACGUUAGAAAAUCGGAUAGUGAAGCUGAUCCCUAGUUUAGAUAUUUCAUUACUGCUGGUUAGGCUGAAUUGAUAUUAAAUGUACAGUCUUCUUUCAAAUUAUUUUAACACAAACCAUAUCUUUUACUAUCUUCUGAAAUUGACGUGAUUUUUUAAUUCCAAUGUACACUUCCAUUGUUUUAUUAUUUAAUUUUGUAUGUUUUCGUAUUAUAUUGGUUGUGUAUUUUCUGUUGUAAUUUAUUUAUGAAAUUAAUAAAUUUAUUAUAUCACUU
Homalodisca vitripennis (glassy-winged sharpshooter) is the source of this 898-nucleotide messenger RNA. RefSeq names its product probable ubiquitin-conjugating enzyme E2 C (gene vih). The record is from RefSeq and is a predicted model, not a curated record. NCBI's taxonomy places the organism in Eukaryota, Metazoa, Arthropoda, Insecta, Hemiptera, Cicadellidae. The transcript is spliced from 6 exons. The coding region runs from base 95 to 634 and encodes 179 amino acids.